Halichondria panicea is the source of this 597-nucleotide messenger RNA. Its product is annotated as peptidyl-prolyl cis-trans isomerase NIMA-interacting 4-like. The transcript has 3 exons. NCBI's taxonomy places the organism in Eukaryota, Metazoa, Porifera, Demospongiae, Suberitida, Halichondriidae. Gene Ontology annotation, biological process: rRNA processing. The record is from RefSeq and is a predicted model, not a curated record. The coding region runs from base 77 to 490 and encodes 137 amino acids. Gene Ontology annotation, molecular function: DNA binding; peptidyl-prolyl cis-trans isomerase activity. Gene Ontology annotation, cellular component: nucleus.
GCGUUUAUUACAGUGACGACGUUUUCCUGCUCUUGCAUGCAAAGAAAAUGGGAGGGGCUUGUAAUUGAAAGUAAAAAUGCCCAAGAACAAAGGGGGAGCAUCAGGAGGUGGUGGUGGAGGGAAAGGGAAGGCCAAGGGAGCCAAAGCAUCAGGUGGUGCUGAAGGCAGUGGUCCAGCCAAGAAGUCCGGAGGAGGGAGCUCAGCUGUUAAAGUGAGGCAUAUUCUCUGUGAGAAACACUCCAAAGUGAUGGAAGCCAUGAGCAAGCUGAAGGAGGGUAAGAGAUUCAGCGAGGUAGCCACAACGUACAGCGAGGACAAGGCCAGACAGGGGGGAGAUCUUGGUUGGAAGACUAGGGGGUCCAUGGUGGGGCCAUUCCAAGAAGCAGCCUUCAGAUUGGAACCCAGUACUCCUGACAGACCGGCCUAUACUGAUCCUCCUAUUAAAACUCAGUUUGGAUACCACAUCAUAAUGAUAGAAGGAAAGAGAUGAACUCAUAAACUUAUUUUCAUUGUAUAAAAUUGUCAAUUAAAAAUAAAUAAACCAACAAAACCGUGUAUAUUUACAUACACAAAAUACAAUAAAAUUACAAGAACGUG